CCCUCCCAGGUCAAGUGGGUUUUGUUGGUGACUCUCCCUCCCUCCUCUGCAUUCUCCCUGUAGCCCCUUCUCCCCCUGCUUCCUGGUCCAGCUGAAUGCAUUUCCCCAUCCAAACCCUGUGUGCCCUGUGUGUCCCUGGGUCUGGCCUGGCCUUCUUCCUUCUUCUUGUACCUGAUUCUUAGCCCCCACGCCCACAAAACCCCAUCUGCCUUGAACCGGAGACCACAAGGGAAGGAGAAGCUGCUUGUUCCCUUUAGGGGAUUGGGAGUCAUUACUGGGCUGGUGCCUCCCUGCCUGAGUGUCUGUCCAGAUACCAGGGGUGCCAUGGCCCCCACAGUCACUGCCCUGCUGUGCUUUGGACUGUGCUUGGGCCAAGGGAUCAGGGCUCUGGCAGAGCCACUCCCGAGACCCACCCUCCAUGCUGACCCAGGCCCUCUGGUCCCCUGGGAGACACCUGUCACCCUGAGGUGCCGGGGACAUCCCGAGGCUACUUGGUACAGACUGAUGAAAGGAAAAACUACGAUUGAGGAUUAUCAUAGAGCUGGGGCAGAGGCGCAGUUCAUCAUCUCCUCCAUGAGCAAAGACACUGCAGGGCAUCUCCACUGCCUCUACUGGAUCGGGUCUGCCUUGUCAGAGCCCAGUGAGCCCCUGGAUCUGGUGGUGACAGGCUACUACAGUCCGCCCCAGCUGUCAGCAGAGCCAAGCCAACACGUGGCCUGGGGACACAAUGUGACCCUCCGGUGUCGCUCUCCCUGGGCAUAUAACCGCUUCGUGCUCUACAGAGAGGGAGGGGCCAACAGCUCUCAGUGGGGUGUCCGGCAGUCUCAGUCUGACUUCCUCAUCCCAGCUGUGGCUGCCCAUCAUGAGGGGAAUUACAGCUGCUUCGUGUUUCACAGUCAACAUCCACACACCUGGUCGCUCCCCAGCGCCCCCCUGGAGCUCAGGGUCACAGUGCCAGUGACUUCUGGUCCAAGACUGGAGCUUCCAGAUGUACUUUUUGGUCUUCCCAGACUCCAAACAGGCAUUUGGUUAGGCAUCUCAGCACUCCUCAUCCUGUUCUUCCUGUUAUUCCUCCUCUUCCUCCUCCUUCGAUACCACCGAAAGCACCAGGCCAGACAAUGGACUGGAGGCAAAGAGGCAGGAGUUGAAGAGAGCCUCAGGAGGUACAGCCAAGAUGAGGAUGUUCCCCCAGAGUCCCCAUAUGCUACUAUGGAAAAUAUACAGAUUGAAGAACAUGGGCAGGUCAACACUCAGGUUGAAGACCCUCAAGAAGUGACCUAUGCUCACCUGAUCCAUCACACCCCCAACCAGGACUUGGAGUACAUUUCUCCAUUCCCAUCAGAAGAGUCCACACUCUAUGCCCCACUGGCCAUCCAGGAAGUGUCCUAGUGGGGCUUAGGAGAUACUCAAAUCAUCUGCCCCCAGCUAUGCCUCUGCUCUCCUUGUGUAGAUCAUAAACUCAACUACAAGGCAAAUUAAAGUCUCAUAGACAUUGAGCAUCUGGUACCCAGGUAUUUGGACAUUGGAGUAGUUUCAACCCUGACCCAGAGACUCUGCAAGAACCCCUGAAUACAUUUCCAGUUCUGUGGUCAAUAGAUCAACUAAUAAACACAUAUUAAGCACUUAUUUUGUGCCAAACGCUGUGCCCAGUGCUGGGUAAGUAUCACUUCCACCUUCACUCCUAGCAGUUUUGAAGGGUGUGUGGACUAAAGUCUUCUCCUCCAUCAAUAAACAUUUCCUGCCCUUGUUCUGCUAAAACAAGGAAACCAAUACACAGUAUUGGGUUCUUGGUGUCCUACAUCAUAGAGACAGCAGAAUUUGCUUCAUCUCUGGUAUGUAAUUCCUAUUUUGGAGAGUUCUGAGAGGUCAUGAUGAUCAAAGAAAAUGUCUAGUCUAAAAAAAAGUAAAUGAACAAAGAAGUGAAGAAAAGAGGAAUGGGGUUGAAUUAUUUGGGUCAUUUCCAUUAUUUUUCUCUGAAAUUCCCUCUUUACUGUCAAGGGCACUACCACCUUCUCAGUCACUCGGGUUUCCUUUUCAGAAAUUUGUGGUAAUUUCCCCAGUCCAAAGUCUUCUUCCUUCCCCUUUUAUCCGGGGUAACAUCAUGUUCUCUAGCUGCCAGGGGAAAAUUGAAUCCUCUGUUUUCAGGGAAGGGUGGGGCUGGAGACCUUACAGUUACAGAUAAAGAAAGUGUAGCUUGUUGAUCACUUCUAUGAUCCUGACCUGGCCUGAGAGCUUCUUCCACACACCCCCACUCCCCUCUUUUGUGGGAGGCUAGAGAAAAGAUGCCCUGCCAACCUGGUUUGUUCCUAGGACUUCUGGGGAGACAGAAAGGAAUUUGGUGUAAUAAGGGGGCUUGUGAGAGGGGAUUUUAAUACUAACUCCUUCAAAGUUCUGAGCCAGUGCCACCUCAAACAGGAAGACAGAACGUCUCAGAGAUUGCCAGGAAAGAAGAACUCCAGUAACAUUGCCCUAUCCAUGUACCUUUAUCUGUCCACUGGCCCUGUAACUGCCUCUUCUGCUAAUUGUGAGGUCUUGGAUCUCAUUGCCAACAAAUAUGUCAACCCAAUAAGUAUUAUUAAACUUAGUAUGUGUCCGGAACUGUGUUAAAUACUGUUGUUCAGAACUAUAUUAAAUACCAUUGUUCAGUUA
Monodelphis domestica (gray short-tailed opossum) is the source of this 2649-nucleotide messenger RNA. RefSeq names its product platelet glycoprotein VI-like. Lineage: Eukaryota; Metazoa; Chordata; Mammalia; Didelphimorphia; Didelphidae. Gene Ontology annotation, biological process: immune response-regulating signaling pathway. The record is from RefSeq and is a predicted model, not a curated record. Gene Ontology annotation, cellular component: plasma membrane.